Molecule: messenger RNA, 519 nt
Organism: Sphenostylis stenocarpa
Lineage: Eukaryota; Viridiplantae; Streptophyta; Magnoliopsida; Fabales; Fabaceae
Source: the annotation of a GenBank genome assembly
AUGGAAGUUGUCAAAGACGGUGGUCAACAGGUGCCUGACCUGUUACCACCAGAUGUAGAGGUCAAGAAGAAACAUAAAGGGAAUGAGAUAGAGGUUCGAAUGUAUCACAACUCUUCACCUCGUCCAUUCCUCAAAAGAAUGCGAACUCAGAUAUCGAGCCUGGGAUCAAGCUCUUGUACGCUAAACAAAUUUUUGGGUUCUGAACAUCAAUCAGGAUCAAAGGUGGCUGCGGAGAUGACGACAACUGAAAAAGAUAUAUAUACCUCAACAGAUCCGACCGAGAUGUUGCAAGACUUUAUUGAGUUACAAGUUCAUGCAUUUGUCCAUGACAAACAAAUGGUUCUUCAAAUUGGAUGGUCAAGUUUCAAGUUUGAAGGCGGACAAUAUGUCGCAUGUAGGGAUUGGUGUAUGAUGUCGAAUGCAGCCAAGAGACUAAAGCUCGAUGUUAAGGAUUUGGAGCAGAAAUUGACCAAGAUGACAUUGGCUAAGGAGGCAAAGUUAAGUAUGAUGAAAGAAUAG